Botrytis sinoallii is the source of this 1062-nucleotide messenger RNA. RefSeq lists its product as uncharacterized. The record is from RefSeq and is a predicted model, not a curated record. Bases 180 to 500 code for a protein of 106 amino acids. Gene Ontology annotation, biological process: negative regulation of ATP-dependent activity. Gene Ontology annotation, molecular function: ATPase inhibitor activity. The transcript is spliced from 4 exons. Lineage: Eukaryota; Fungi; Ascomycota; Leotiomycetes; Helotiales; Sclerotiniaceae. Gene Ontology annotation, cellular component: mitochondrion.
UUUCACAUCCAAGAGUUUUCUAUCCAAGCUUCCAGCCCGCAAGCUACUUUCGGUAUUAUCCAGCAAAUCAUUUCAUAAACAAUCAUACCACCAAUUGAACAACCCCUCAAAUACAUCCGUCAUCCUUCUACCUUCGAAAUACCACCACGAGAAAAAAAACCUCAAACAUAAUCAUCAUCAUGUAUCGUCUUGCAAUCAACUCUGCCAUGCGACCAGCAGUCCGCACAUCCAUCCCAGCUGCUAGAGCAUUCACUGUAUCAGUACGCACCAUGGGCGAGGGAGACACCGGCGCUGCCAGAUUGGCGGCCAACAUUCCGCAAAGGAAAGGAGAUGCCUUUACCAAACGCGAAAAGGCCAAUGAGGAUUUCACCAUCCGCCAGCGCGAGAAUGAGAAACUCUUGGAGUUGAGAAAGAAAAUUACCGAACAACGUGAUCACUUGAAGAAACUUGAGGACCACAUUACCGAAAUCGAGAAGCAAUCUGGUGGCGAGCAGAAGUAAGUAUACACAUACUUUUAGAAAAAACUUCGAGCUUUCGUCCAUAUAUCCAUAUAUCCAUAGUCAGAAUUUGAGAAGUACUGUUUUCCAUCGAUGGACUCCUCUCUUCUCUAAAUGCAAUCAAGUCUUUUAAUUCUCAUCCCCCUGUUUCUCUUAUCUUUUUCUCGCUUUGCAGAAUUUAAGAAAGAAGAAAAUACUAAAUGCUUUGGUUCAUUACCAGCUAAAUCAACCUGAAAAUUUGCACAAAUAAAAAAAACUUCGUGUGUGGAUGGCCGGGGGGAAGGCGGAAAGGGGGUCGUUUAAGUCGAGCAAGACUGAACAAAAUGAAAUAUGAUAUCAGGAUCGUGAUGAAAUCAUGGUCGUUUAUAGUCGGUGAAAUUAUUGAUUGUAUGAUACGAUCAUUGCCUGUACACGUGGUUGCAGAAUUCCCAUGUGUGUCAAGCCGAGUUGAUCCCAUUUCAAUGGAACAAAAUUGGUUAUGAGCUUGAUCAGUCUCUAUUCUUUCUUGCUUCAUGCUAUCUAUUAUACACAAAAAUGCUCAUUAGAACACUUCUACCCCGGUUCG